AUGCAGCCGUUUGUUGAACAACCACAAUUUCUACUUGAACCCAAAUCUUCGUAUAUAUUCGAAAAUCGUCCUGUUAAACUUGAAUGUAAAGCAAUACGCACACGUCAAAUAUUUUUUAAUUGUGAUAAUAAAUGGGUACCUGAACAUGAACAUGCAAAAUCAACUGAAACAAAUGAUAAAGGUGUAAUUACUAUUAUAACAUCAAUUGAUAUUACAGCUGAACAACUUGAAGGGCAACUUGAUUCAAAUGGAUAUAAAUGUUUUUGUCAAGCAUGGUCAGCAACAGGUGGAACAUCGAAAUCUAAAGCAGCAACAAUUGAAAUAGCUUAUUUGGAUAAAGUAUUUGAAUGGGAACCAUUACGAACAGAUAGUGUUAUAAGUAAAUCAGCUGAAUUACGAUGCCGUCCUCCAAGUGGUAAUCCAUAUCCAAAAAUAACAUGGUUAAAAGAUGGGAAAUCACUUGAAACAAAUCGUAAUGGAAGAUUUAUAUUAUCAAAUGAAAAUUCUUUACUUAUUGCACAAAUAAAACAAACAGAUGCUGGGAAUUAUACGUGUGUUGCAACAAAUAUAGCUGGAACUUAUUCAAGUGAACCAGCUGAACUUAUUGUUCAUGAUGAUCGUGGAUGGUCUGAUUGGCAACCAUUUUCUGAAUGUAAAGGUAUACCAUGUAGUAUUGGUCGUCAAAAACGCGUACGUACAUGUCUUAAUCCACCAACUAUUACAAAUCGUCCUAGUUGUGAUGGUGAUCAGAUACACGAAAGAGAAUGUCAAGUCGCAUGUCCCAAAGAUUUACCAUCUCCUCCAGGUGUACUUGUGCCAACAGAUGAUGGCUUUUCUGAUUGGUCUUCAUGGACAGACUGUACAGGAGUAGUAUGUAAAACGGGUCGUCAACAACGUAUGCGAACUUGUUUAAAACCAUCAGUAACCGAUGGAAAAAAACCUAUUUGUGAUGGUGAAUUAAUACAAGAACGUGAUUGUCUUGUAUCUUGUUCGAAUAAAACUUCAUCAUCAUCAUCAAAUGCUCCCGUUCGUCCAUUGUCAAGUGGUACGUAUACAAAUUGGACUGAAUGGUCGACUUGCCGAUCAUCGGAUUGUACAUCAAUGCGUACGCGGCAAUGUUUACAAGAGCCAUGUCUCGAUUAUUUAGUUGAAAGUCGACCAUGCAAAGGAAAUCAUUGUUCAAAUAUUAAUAAUGGUAGAAAUACUACGACUCUUGUUUCAUCGUCUGCUCUUAAUGUGAUCGUUUAUUCAUCGAUUAGUAUCGGUACACUCAUCUUUCUUUUACUGACCAUAUUAUUUUUUUUAAUUUGUUGGCGUCGUCGACAACGUUUAACAUCAAAAAAAGGUUUAUCAACAUGUAUAACAUCAAAAGGUACAAGUAGUAAUGGUAGUAGUCAUAUAGGCGUUUGUCAUAGUGAUAAAACUGAAUAUCCAUUUUAUUAUUCAAUACAACAAGAUACAACAUCAACAAGAUCAUGUGUAUCACAAAAUAAUUCUGUUUCAUUAACAAAUUUCGAUUCCGGAAUAGAAAAAGAAAAAUUACUUCUAUCAAAUGAUUCGCCAUUGAAUAGGCAACUUUAUGCAACUAAAUCAUCUAUACAUCCUAUAACAUUAAGUACCUCAAGUUAUACAUCAAAUCAUAUACAAUAUCCAUCAUUAGCAAGUCAACCAAUAUCAAAUGAAAAUCAUUUGAAUUUAAUCUAUGAAAAUAUUCUUCAAUCGUUACCAGAACAUACGGAUUUACGUUAUUUUGCUGUUUCAAUACUUAAUAAUAAAGGUUGUCGUCUUGAAAUUCCUAAUACAGGUGUAACAUUAAUAAUACCUGAAGAUGCUGUUUUACUUGAUGAUGAUCAUUUAAUAUUUAUUGCUUUAAUAAAUAUUGAAAAUCAAAUGCCUAUGUUAAAUAAUGGACAAACACGUUUAUCACCUGUUGUAUUAAUUGGUCCAUCAGAAAUAACAUUACUUAAACCAGCUGUUCUUUCAUUUGAACAUACAGCUGUAUUAGAAUCAUCAUGGAAAUUAAAUUUAAUGUUUAGUGAUGAUAUAUUUAAUUGGAAAACAAUUCUUACUUAUGGACAAGAAAAUAUUUCAACACCGGUUUAUUUACAAUUUAAUAAUCAACAACAAGCAUUUAUUUUAUUUGAAAGUAUGGGUGCAUAUGCAUUAAUUGGUGAAUCAAUCUCAAAACAUCAUCAUGCAUCAAAAUAUAUUCAAAUGGUUUCAUUUUUUAAUCGUUCAUCAACAACAACAGAAACAAAUUCAAAUGAAAUUAUAUCAACAUUACGUUUACGUUUUCUUGAUGCAACAACAGAUGCAUUAGAACGUUGUUUAACAGAAGAAUUUGCUUUACAAAAUUAUUUAUGUGAUCAACCAAAACAAUUUAUUUUACAUGAUUAUGAAGAUCAAAUAUGUAUUAAUGUUGAUUUAGAAUUAUCAUCAACAUCAAGAAUUAAUAUUGGAUAUAAAGAAAUAUCUUUGAAAACAUUUUGGUCAACAAGAUUUGAUCGUUCUUGUUUUAUAUUUAUUAUACCAAAUUUACAACUCGAUAAUGAACAUUCAACAACAACAUUUAUUGAUCAUUUAGCUAUGCAUAUUGAUGUUUAUCAACCAACGAUACUCGAUAGUGCAUUACAUACACGUUUAUGUGUUAAUACACAUAAUUUUCUUCACAAUUCUGGAUAUAAUAGUUCUUCUAUACGUCAACGUCAACCUACAAAAUCUACGAAAGAAAUAUCUAAAUUACCAUCGCUAAUUCGUCAAAAAUUAUGUGUAGUAUUAGAUCCACCUAAUUCACUUGGAAAUGAUUGGCGUAUGUUUGCAAAUAAUCUUCUUGGAAUAAAUUAUCUUCAAUAUUUUGCAACAAAAUCAAGUCCAACAGAACAUUUAUUAACAUUAUGGGAAGCUCGACAAGAAUCUCUUGUUAAUAUGAUCAAUGUACUUAAUCAAAUAGGUCGUAGUGAUGCUGCUUCUAUUAUUCUACAACAUUAG
Messenger RNA from Adineta steineri, 2988 nucleotides. Lineage: Eukaryota; Metazoa; Rotifera; Eurotatoria; Adinetida; Adinetidae. The record is from the annotation of a GenBank genome assembly.